AUGCCCAUCGCACCUAUCGUUGGAAAGCUCCGAAAGAGGCUGAUCUUGGAUAUUUCCACGGCCUUCGGACUUGGUCUGACUGCUGGAUACGGGUACUGGUACGGAGUUCACGUUCCUUCCGCCCGACAGAGGGACGAGUUCUACCGCAGACUGGAGGAGCAGAAGAACUUGGCCGCUUGA
This is a messenger RNA of Kockovaella imperatae, 180 nucleotides long. RefSeq names its product cytochrome c oxidase family protein-like protein. The transcript is spliced from 5 exons. The record is from RefSeq and is a predicted model, not a curated record. NCBI's taxonomy places the organism in Eukaryota, Fungi, Basidiomycota, Tremellomycetes, Tremellales, Cuniculitremaceae. Gene Ontology annotation, biological process: mitochondrial electron transport, cytochrome c to oxygen. Bases 1 to 180 code for a protein of 59 amino acids.